Molecule: messenger RNA, 1128 nt
Organism: Galleria mellonella (greater wax moth)
Lineage: Eukaryota; Metazoa; Arthropoda; Insecta; Lepidoptera; Pyralidae
Exons: 2
Coding region: 223-1128 (301 amino acids)
Cellular component (GO): nucleus
Molecular function (GO): DNA binding
Source: RefSeq, a predicted model, not a curated record
GGGAGCACGGGGGAAUCAGAGCCACAGGGUAAUGAGAGCUACUCUAGUUUACAUGCUUCUUGACAAUUUAGACCCUGUUUUGUUUUAACGUAAUACAAAAGGACGCGGGAGGGGCAUAUGCCUCGUUGCGUCGCCGUUUAGUUGACUUUUAUUACACAAAUAGAUCGCACGUCAGUUUUUUUAGCUAUUCAUCUAAUUUUUGACAACAUUCAAGGACAAAUUAUGCCUCGAAAACGAGAUAGGAUUACGGAAAAAUGUCAGUGGACUCUGGAUGUACUACACCGUGCUAUCAAGAGAGUCAAUGAAGAUGGAAUAUCUCUGCAUAAGGCCGCCCAAGAGUUUAAUAUUCCAUAUAGUACUUUGCAAAAAAGGUAUCGCAGAGCAGUACAAACCAAUCCUCGUCUCGGAAGGAAACCAAUAUUUUCUCCAGCUCAAGAACAAAUUUUGGCUGAUCAUCUCAUUCACAUGUCGAAUCUUUUUUACGGCUUAGACUCCAUGAAAUUUAGAAAAUUAGCAUACGAGUGUGCUGAACAGUUGAAGUUAUCUCAUAAUUUUAAUAAGGAACUUAAAUGUGCGGGACCAGACUGGCUUGAAGGAUUUUUGAAAAGAAAUACUAAUAUCAGUGUUCGCAAACCUGAGUCAACUAGUAUUAACAGAAUUGAGGGAUUUAACAGAGAAGAAGUAGAAUUAUUUUACAAAAAUCUUGAGGAACUAAUGAUAAAAAAUAAUUAUGCAGCGCACCAAAUAUUUAAUGUAGAUGAGACGGGAGUAUCUACAGUGCAGGAACCAGGAACAAUUUUAGCAAAAACAGGUCAAAAACGAGUUGGUACUGUCACUUCUUGGGAGAGAGGAAAGACAGUCACUGUUGUUUGUGCAAUGAGUGCUUCUGGCGUUUAUGUGCCUCCAAUGUUUAUAUAUCCGAGACAACGUCAUUCUCCUCUUUUAGAGAAAGAUGGUCCUCCGGGUGCAAUUUACGAUUGUUCAAAAAAUGGAUGGACAAAUGAAAAUCUAUUUGUUAAAUGGUUGCAACAUUUCAAAAUGUUUGUAAAACCGAGUGAGGAGAACAAAAUAUUGCUUAUUCUAGAUAAUCAUAACAGCCACUCCACUUUAGAAGCAUAUGAAUUUUGA